AUGGGGUCUGUGACGGCUUCGAGUCCAGUAGCUGAAUCUUUCGGUGAUAUAGCGGAUGACUUCUCGCAAAUCCGUGCUGCAAACAUCGCAUACUUGAUCCCUACAGCUUUUGUCUGCUACGACUACCUCUUGACUUCCGGCCGUGAGGUCCAAUACAUAUGGCGGCGUGGUUUCUCAGGUCCUGCGCUGUUGUUCUACACACUGCGCUACGCCACCCUAUGCAAUGUGUUCUUCGCUGUAACAGACAUUAAACCGUGGGCUAAUAUGUCUGAUCACGUUGUCCUGGUCAUUGUCAUCGUGCUCGGUUUAGUCGGCCCUGCGAUUGUCUUGGUGAGUGGAACCCGCUCUGGAUUCAUCUCCGCCCUACAACCCAUCCGUAUCGCGGACACCAUCUUCACUUUCACCGAGAUGGAUACAUUGUUUACGAAAAGGAUGAUCGGCGCACGCACGAGCAGCAUACUCGUGGACAUGCUCGUCCUCAUCAUCACUUGGACGCAGCUGUGGUACUACUCGAAUCGUUCCGAGGCGGCACAGGCCCGCGUAGGUUCUCGCCGGAGUGUUAUUAUGGUCUUCCUGCGCGACGGCACGGCCUAUUUUCUAGUGCUUCUGAUAGCAAACCUCGUCGGCCUCUCUCUCAUUCGACAAAUCAACCUGCUCGAGCCCGCCUCGACUUGGAUCUCGGCACUCACCGCGAUCAUGACCUGGCGCUUCAUCCUCGAUCUCCACGAAGCGGACGAUGCGCGUCGCGGCUCCUCUGCUACGGGGAGCAUCUGCGGGGCCGACACGGCCGCAACCGCACGGUCUUCCCCGGACUUGAUGUUUCGCACAAGGGCGCAGUCUGGAGGCGUGUUUAGCGUCCUUAUUGUGGACGGUGAGGCGUGCGUUGUGGAGGAGGAUGUGCAUGGGUCAGGCGAGGGUGUAGAGGCGAGCGAACCGGGAGUAGUUGUUUGCGGGGAUGCGCAUGUCUGA
This is a messenger RNA of Trametes versicolor FP-101664 SS1, 969 nucleotides long. RefSeq lists its product as uncharacterized. Lineage: Eukaryota; Fungi; Basidiomycota; Agaricomycetes; Polyporales; Polyporaceae. The transcript is spliced from 11 exons. Bases 1 to 969 code for a protein of 322 amino acids. The record is from RefSeq and is a predicted model, not a curated record.